This is a messenger RNA of Anoplophora glabripennis (Asian longhorned beetle), 1163 nucleotides long. RefSeq names its product cathepsin B. The record is from RefSeq and is a predicted model, not a curated record. Gene Ontology annotation, molecular function: cysteine-type endopeptidase activity. NCBI's taxonomy places the organism in Eukaryota, Metazoa, Arthropoda, Insecta, Coleoptera, Cerambycidae. The transcript is spliced from 5 exons. Gene Ontology annotation, cellular component: lysosome. Gene Ontology annotation, biological process: regulation of catalytic activity. Bases 99 to 1097 code for a protein of 332 amino acids.
GAUAAACGCACAUUAUGCGUAUAUAAAGUCAGUAAGUGUCAGAAAAUCGGUGAGCCAGUCGUUCGUAGUUAGUUUCUUCUUUCUACAAGUAAGUCAACAUGAAAAUCAUUAUCUGCUUGGCUCUGGUAGUGGCGUCUCACGCUCUACCCAGCGCAGAAGUCUACCCUGUAUCCGAUGAGGUCAUCAACAAGAUCAACAGCAUGCAGUCCACUUGGACCGCUGGCAGGAAUUUUCCUGUCGACACGACCAUGGACCAAUUACGAAAAUUAGCUGGUACUCGUUUUAGGUCAAUGAAGACGCUGCCUACCAAAAUUCACGAUGUCAGUCUAGAAGACACCAUCCCAGAGUUUUUCGACGCUCGUGAGGAAUGGCCUGACUGUCCUUCUAUUGUAGAAAUCUGGGAUCAGGGUUCUUGCGCAUCUUGCUGGGCCGUCGCUGCAGUUGGAGCUAUGGCUGACAGAAUCUGUAUCCAUUCUAAUGGCGAAAAGAAGGUAAAAGUCUCAGCACAGGACUUACUAACUUGCUGUACGGGUUCACAAGGUUGUGAUGGAGGAUGGAUGGAUGUUGCUUGGAAAUACUGGAUAGAUAACGGCAUCGUCAGUGGUGGACUGUAUGGAGAAACAGAUGGUUGCAGAGCCUAUUCUGUGGAACCUUGUAACCACCACAUCAAUGGUUCCAAACAAACAACCUGUGAAACAUAUGGCCCAACACCAGCUUGUGUCAAACAGUGUGACUCCAGUUCACUCAGUUACGAAAACGAGCUUACUUUCGGUAGAGAAGACGUCGUUUACACGAUUUCUACAGAUGAGACCCAAAUCCAACUGGAAAUCAUGAAAAAUGGUCCUGUGGAAGCCGGAUUCUUUAUGUACUCUGACUUUUACACCUACAAGAGCGGUGUGUAUCAGCCGACAGAUGGAUUCUUUACAGGAGGACAUGCCAUCAAAAUAAUAGGCUGGGGUGAGGAGAACGGUACUCCCUACUGGCUAGGUGUUAACUCAUUCAACGAUGAAUGGGGCGAAAAUGGAUUCUUCAAGAUUAGUCGUGAAGACAAACGUGUUCGGAUGCUUGAAGUUUACGGCGGUUUACCAAAAUUGUAAAGAUGUUAGAAGUUAUCGUCUAAUUUUAGUGUAUUGCAGAAAUAUAUUAUUACAAGCAUUAACAAA